UAUAUUACUGUGUUAGAAGAUCAUCAAAUAAAAAAAAGAAAAAAAAAAAAGAGGAUCGAUCGAUCGAGAGGAUGACAGCAGCAGGAGCAAACAUAGGAGGAGGAGGACAGUUCGGAGAUACGACAUACACAAAGGUGUUUGUAGGUGGUCUGGCAUGGGAGACUCAAAAAGACACCAUGAAGAACUACUUUGAACAGUUUGGUGAUAUCUUGGAGGCUGUCGUCAUCACUGAUAAGACUACUGGGAGAUCCAAGGGCUACGGAUUUGUAACAUUCCGUGAGGCAGAUGGUGCGAUGAGAGCAUGUGUUGAUGCUACUCCAGUGAUAGAUGGAAGGAGGGCUAAUUGCAAUCUUGCUUCCUUGGGUGUUCAAAGAUCUACCAAGCCUUCCACUCCCAAGCAUGUAGGAGGAGGAGGGAGGCACAUAAGGGUGAUUGGAGGUUUUCAUCAUCAACAGGGAGGAUUUGCAACAACAGCUGCUUUUGCUUCUGCGACAACAUUCCCUCACUAUUCCGUUCAACAAGGCAUUCCUUACAAUCUUUAUGGGUAUUCUCCAUACUCCACCGAAUAUGCUUACCCUACGAGCUACUAUGGUAUGUAUGGAGGAGGGAGCGCACAAUAUCCAGUAUAUGGAUCAGCUGGGAGCAAUGGACUUGUAUCAGGUGGUUAUUACCCUUAUCUGAAUUUGAACGAGGCGGGGAGUGGAGGAGCAACACCCUACUCCGCCAGCCAGGGUGGUUAUGGUGUUCAGUAUCCUCACCAUCACGGACUCUUCCAGUAUUCACCAAUUAACUCAACUGGCAUUUACCCAACUCAUUAUGGCAACCCUGUCUCUCUUGCUCCACCAACUCCACUUCAGUCUGCAGUUUGCUUUGCUGUGCCACAGGCAUGACCAUGACUCUGCAUGCACCAAUACCAAUACCAAUACCUCAUCGUUGAGAGACUGAUUUAUGCCAAUUGUUGAGAUUCGUCCGCAAGCUCCUCAAGCACCUCUGGCCUAACCAUGGUUAUCUUUCCAUUCUCCUUUGUCUCUCUGUCACACACUCUCUCUCUCUCUCUCUCUCUUCCUCUAUCUCUCUCUCUCUCUAUCUCUAUCUCUUUCUGUCUAGGCCCAUCAUGCCUAAAAAUCCACACAUGGAAGAGUCCCCAAAAGGGGUUACAUCCAAAGUUGGAUUACACUUUUUCCAUGGAUCACUACUUGUCUUUGUACGUAGGAAAGGUUCCUGCAAGAGAGUUUGGAAUUACAUGCAUGCAUGUGCAUCUCAUUCUCAUUCCCAACUGAUCAAGCCAAAGUUGGUUCUAACAUUUUGUCCGCUUAGCCCUGGAACGGCUAAGCAAACCAAAAACCAUUUUCAAAUUCUGCCCCUCAAGGGCUUUGCAAUGCAAACAGUCUUUUUAUUCAUGUUUGUCAAGUAUAUUUUAUCAUUUUUAAAUCAAAAUCGGUCUUUCAUUUUCAAAAUUUUUUGAUCUUGAAAACUGCUAAUUAGAUUUAAUAUUGUAGAGUACAAGGAAAUCAGGGCAGGGGGUGCCCCAGAUUUUGUUCACAAUAAGUAACCCUAGUCUAAGGAUUUUAUAAACUCUGACUAGUCAUAGUGUUUUUUAAAACUGGUGUUUGUUUAGUUAAGAAGCGAACCUUCUCUUCUUAGGGAAAGGGAGACGGUGUGUUAAUGCUUCUGUUUUGUUAUGUAUAAAUAUUCUAUCAUAUGGGCAAAACUUUUGGAGUUGGAGCCCCUGUAACGUACAAAACAUUUUUAUUUUUUUUAGUGUACGGUGCUGUAGAAUAUGUAGCUAUGUCACUUACCAGCAUGAAAGAAGCUCCAUCAUUUUGCUGUGGAGUUUCAAUGCAUGAGAAGUUACCCAUAGAUAUAUUUUUGGUCUCUCUUGGGUUCUUCUUUCCCUAACACACAUCACAUCACACCACACCAACCAUGGUUAGGACUCAGGUUGUCUUCAUCUUCUUUAUGCCGUUGCUCUCUAUCUCUCUCCUCUAUCCUCUCUCUCUCUCUCUCUCUCUCUAUUUCUCUCUCUCUCUUUCUCUCUCAGAAGAAGAAGUUGUGUUGAAACUGGAACUUGGCACUCUUUCUUUCUUUCUUUCUUUCUUUCUUUCUUUCUUUCUUUCUUUGAAGUCUAUGGUUUGUAAUUGUAAACUAGGAAUUGAAGAAGACUGAUUUUUAUUUUGAUUUUGAGAGGAAGAAGACUUAAGAUUUAUAUUCAAGUACUUUAGUGACUGCUUGUUAUUUCUGACUAUUA
Molecule: messenger RNA, 2248 nt
Organism: Erythranthe guttata (spotted monkey flower)
Lineage: Eukaryota; Viridiplantae; Streptophyta; Magnoliopsida; Lamiales; Phrymaceae
Product: RNA-binding (RRM/RBD/RNP motifs) family protein
Molecular function (GO): RNA binding
Source: RefSeq, a predicted model, not a curated record